Molecule: messenger RNA, 1900 nt
Organism: Cynocephalus volans (Philippine flying lemur)
Lineage: Eukaryota; Metazoa; Chordata; Mammalia; Dermoptera; Cynocephalidae
Gene: ENOPH1
Product: enolase-phosphatase 1
Exons: 6
Coding region: 205-990 (261 amino acids)
Molecular function (GO): magnesium ion binding; acireductone synthase activity
Source: RefSeq, a predicted model, not a curated record
UUUAGGGUUCCUUGGUGGCCACUUUCUCCACUUCCAGGUGCGCGGAGGUGGUGUGUCCCCCACGCGCUGCAGGCUCACGCGGUCGCCGGCUCGUGAUUGCUUGCGAGGCCGUCGGAAGCCAGGACAGUAGCGGGGGCGAAGCCAGCACCGCGCUCCGCCCUUCUUACCAGUAGGCCGAUUCCGGUGGUAGCAUCCGGUAGGGAAAUGGUCGUGCUUUCGGUGCCCGCCGAAGUCACUGUGAUCCUGUUAGAUAUCGAAGGUACCACAACCCCGAUUGCUUUCGUGAAGGACAUUUUAUUUCCUUAUAUCAAAGAAAAUGUUAAAGAGUAUCUGCAGACACAUUGGGAAGAAGAGGAGUGCCAGCAGGAUGUCCAUCUCUUAAGAAAACAGGCUGAAGAGGAUGCCCACCUGGAUGGGGCUGUUCCUAUCCCUGCAGCACCUGGGAAUGGGGUGGAUGACACACAACAGAUGAUCCAGGCUGUGGUAGAUAAUGUGUGCUGGCAAAUGUCUCUGGAUCGAAAGACCACGGCCCUCAAACAGCUGCAAGGCCACAUGUGGAGGGCGGCAUUCUCGGCUGGGCACAUGAAAGCAGAGUUCUUUGCAGAUGUAGUUCCAGCAGUCAGGAAAUGGAGAGAGGCUGGAAUGAAGGUAUAUAUCUAUUCUUCAGGGAGUGUAGAGGCACAGAAACUGUUAUUUGGGCAUUCUACAGAGGGAGAUAUUCUUGAGCUUGUUGAUGGUCACUUUGAUACCAAGAUUGGACACAAAGUGGAGAGUGAGAGUUAUCGAAAGAUUGCAAACAGCAUUGGGUGCUCAACCAACAACAUCUUGUUUCUGACAGAUGUUACUCGAGAGGCCAGUGCUGCCGAGGAAGCAGAUGUGCAUGUAGCUGUGGUGGUGAGGCCUGGCAAUGCGGGAUUGACAGAUGAUGAGAAGACUUACUACAGCCUUGUCACGUCCUUCAGCGAACUGCACCUGCCUUCCUCAACCUAAAGAUGGCUUCUAAGGAAGACUGAACUGUUCCUCAGAGUUUUCCCCAUAGUGUCUAGUUUUAUUCUAAUGAUAAAAGUAACUUACUUAAAAAAUACAUAUAUGUACACAUAUAUGUAUGCAAGUAUAUAUAUGUAUAUGCUCAAAUUAACUUCUACAGGCACAUAGGUGAAAAAAGUCUCAGUUCAGCGAAAACAAAACUUAUUUAAAGAUGCUUUAUAUGUAGAAAUUGUGUGAAAUCAUAACUCUAACCUUUAUUGAGGGCCAAGUGUAUUUGGUAGAAAAAAAUUGCUAAAAUACAGAUCGGAUGGUAAGUUUAUCAAGUCUUAUAUCAAAAUGUAAAGCUAGUUUUAAGGAAUUGUUCAGAAGCCCCGUUAUUUUAAAAACUGCAGAUAUUUCAGAGACUUAUUUCUAAUGAUAAUUAGUUGCACCUAGACAAAGGUAUUUAUUUCUCCUUCAAAAAAACAAAAUUGGGAAAGAAAACUCACUUGAGUCUUGAUCAAUCAUCUAUUAUUUAGCAAGAAACUUUCUAGUCACUGUGGCACCCACAGCAAGCAGUUGCCUUAUCAGUGAAAAAGGUGCACUGACAUAACAACUAAAGUAGACAUGUGGUUCUUAAUGUUUAACAAAGACAGUCCUAAUCCUGGCAGUUGUUAGCAUUAUAGAUUUUAUAUUUGCCUUUCUAACUACUUAGCACAGUUUGAGAAUAUGUUAAUUGCUAUUUACUGUUAAAAAAGGUUUUACUGAAAUCAUUCCAUAAGAUCAAGAAGAGCCCUAAUAUGUAAUAUUUUCCUCUGAAUUGGAUGUGAGAAAAGUAAAUUUUAUAACAGCAUUAUUUAUCCUGGUUCAGCUCUAACAGUAGGAUGUCAUGUCAAUUUCAUGUUGUGAUUAAUAAAAGCAUUUUCUUCACUCA